Molecule: messenger RNA, 565 nt
Organism: Daktulosphaira vitifoliae (grape phylloxera)
Lineage: Eukaryota; Metazoa; Arthropoda; Insecta; Hemiptera; Phylloxeridae
Product: macrophage migration inhibitory factor homolog
Exons: 3
Coding region: 104-490 (128 amino acids)
Molecular function (GO): phenylpyruvate tautomerase activity
Source: RefSeq, a predicted model, not a curated record
UAAUAAUAUAAAUCUGUUCAAAUAAAGAUAUAUGAAAAACAUACUGUAAUCCACAUUAAUAAUUUGUCAUCAAAAGAUAUUUAAAGUUUAAACAUUUUUUAUAAUGCCUAUUUUUGAAAUAUAUACAAAUUUAUCUAAUUCAAAAAUACCUAUUAACUUUUUAAGUAAUUGUGUAAAUUUCCUUGCAAUAAUACUCAAGAAAGAUACUAAAUGGUGUAUAGCAACUGUGAAUUCGGGACUAAACAUUUAUCAAGGUGGAUCAAAUGAACCAUGCUGUAUCAUUCAAAUUGCAAGUAUGAUUGGUAGUGUGGGACCAAAGCAAAACAAGAGUUAUAUUGAGGAUUUAACAAAUUUUAUUCAUAAUACAAUAGGAAUACCCAAAAAUCGAUUAUACAUUUUUUUUCAAUCUAAUCCAUUAGAGAGUACUGGUUAUCUUGGUUCAACAAUUCAUCAUCUAGCAAUAACUGAAAAAGGAACCCGAUUAACUUAAAACAGCAUUUAUUUCUUACUAUGAAAAAUUAAUUUGUUUCACGUUCAAAAUAAAUAUAAACUAUACAAAACAUAA